Molecule: messenger RNA, 1611 nt
Organism: Ilyonectria robusta
Lineage: Eukaryota; Fungi; Ascomycota; Sordariomycetes; Hypocreales; Nectriaceae
Product: general substrate transporter
Exons: 6
Coding region: 1-1611 (536 amino acids)
Biological process (GO): carbohydrate transport; transmembrane transport
Cellular component (GO): membrane
Molecular function (GO): carbohydrate:proton symporter activity
Source: RefSeq, a predicted model, not a curated record
AUGGCCGAGAAGGGGGCAGCCGAUGCCCAGGUUGAGCAUCUUGAGCCUGACCAUGAGGACGCCACGAUGGCCCUGACGCCUUUGGCAGCUCGGUUUGAGGCCCGAGAGCAGUCGCUCACACGGUCGGAAGCCAUCAAGGAGAACAUAAAGCCAAUUCUUUGGUGCAUGUACAUGUUCUUCAUCUGUGUGACCUGGGGCUUCGACGGUCUUGCUGGUGCUAUUGUACUGGCCAUUGCGGCAUUCCGAAAGGAUUUUGGCCGUCCAUACGCUGGUGACUACGUUGUCGAUGCGAACUGGCAGCUGGGGUGGAUGGGCGCAACUAUCUUUGGCCUCGUUUUUGGCGCCUUCGUUACAGGACUUACAGUCAACAAAUGGGGCCGCCAGCCGAGCAUCGCAGUGGCAUACAUCCUCAGUGUUGGCGGCAUUUUCCUGCAGGUUUUUGCCACGACACCAGUGCAAUUCUUUGGGUCCAAGAUCCUCACGGGUUUGCCCAUGGGAUGCUUUACUACUGUUGCGCCUACAUACGCCUCUGAGAUGGCUCCUACCUCUAUCCGAGGUGCCAUUACUGCCGGAAUGAACUUUGCUAUCGUUCUAGGCCAGCUCAUCGCAUAUGGUGUUAUGCGCGAGGCUAGCAAGUAUAAUGGUGCCAUGCCUUACAAAGUCUUGUUCGCCACUCAAUGGGGCUUUGCCCUCGUCGGACUGGCAAUUCUUCCUUGGUUCCCCGAGUCUCCUUAUUGGCUGAUUGCUCAUGGGAGAGAUGAAAAGGCUCGUAAAAACAUUGCUAAGCUGCACAAGUCCGACUAUGACGUCGAUGGAAAAAUGGCGGAGAUCCAGCAAUCGCUUGCUCGCCUGAACCAGGAUAAUUCGUCGCAAGGGUCGAUGGCUGAAUGUCUCUCAAGGAAGCAACUUAAGCGCACGGUAGUCGCCACGAGCAUGUUCUUCAUCCAAACUGCUAGUGGAAAUGCCUGGGUUGUUGGCUACAUGAGCUACUUCAUGCAACUUGCUGGUAUGGAUACGGCCAAGUCAUUUGAUACCACUGUCGGCCUUUGUGGUUUGAUGGUGGUGGGUAACAUGUGCGGCUGGUUUUUCGUUGAGUGGUUUGGCCGAAGAAACACGGCCCUUUGGGGAACCGCCGGCCUCGCCGUGACGCUGCUUCUCAUUGGAAUCUUGGCAGUAGUGAAUGCUCCAGGUGCCAUUUGGGGCCAGAUAGUUUUCAUGGCCGUUUGGUCUUUUGUCUACCAAGCAACUAUCGGUUCGGUCGCUUGGCCCAUCACGUCCGAAAAUGCUACUUCGCGACUUCGAGCACCAACGCAGGCUUUGGCCACAAUGGUGAAUGGCUUGUCUGCCAGCAUCUGGAGUUUCUCGCUUCCAUAUGCCAUCAACCCGGAUCAAGGUAACCUCGGCGGAAAGAUUGCCUUCAUCUUCGGUGCUAUCCUCGUCAUCGCGACUGUGUUUGUUUACUUCAUGAUCCCGGAGACUGGAAAGCGUACAUACACCGAGAUCGACGAGCUGUGGUCUCGAGGCAUCUCUCCGCGCAUGUUCCACAAGACAAAACUUGUGACUUUGGCAGAUGCGGGAGCUAAGGACGUGGAGGAGAAGACUGAGAAUUAG